Messenger RNA from Ilex paraguariensis (yerba mate), 1889 nucleotides. The record is from the annotation of a GenBank genome assembly. NCBI's taxonomy places the organism in Eukaryota, Viridiplantae, Streptophyta, Magnoliopsida, Aquifoliales, Aquifoliaceae.
UCUCUCUCUCUCUCUCUCUAUACAUAUGUGUAUGUGUAUAUAUUUACAUGAAUUAAGUCAAAAUUUUAGUCUCCUGUCUUCUCUGUUACAGCCACUUUUUUGAUAUUUAUCUAGCAAAAAGAAACCAGGACACCAUCAAUUCAAUCCCUGCUGUAUAUAGCCUUCAUAUUCUCAUCUCUGCACAUAGCUUUUCUGUCUGUGAAGUGGGUAUUACCCCUAUUUACUUUUGAAAUGGAAAAGUCCCUUGUUGUUUUUCUUGUUCUCUCUUUUUUGCUCUUCAUUCCCCUUUUUCAUGGAGGAAUAGCCAUAGCUGAAAGAACCCAAGAUGGAACAGAAGAAUGGGGAUAUAUUGAAGUCAGACCCAAAGCUCACAUGUUCUGGUGGUACUACAGAAGCCCAUACAAAGUUCAAGAUCCAAACAAGCCAUGGCCAAUAGUUCUUUGGUUGCAGGGUGGACCUGGUGCUUCAGGAGUUGGAAUUGGGAAUUUUGAAGAGGUUGGGCCAUUGGACACUGAUUUGAAGCCCAGGAAUUCGACAUGGUUGCAAAAGGCUGAUCUCUUGUUUGUGGACAACCCAGUUGGCACUGGAUACAGUUAUGUGGAGGAUACAAAGCUAUUGGUGAAAACUGAUGAGGAGGCAGCUACUGAUUUAACUAAAUUAUUAAUGCUUAUGUUCAAUGGGAAUGAGAGCCUCCAAAAGAGCCCUCUGUAUAUAGUGGCAGAGUCCUAUGGAGGAAAAUAUGCUGUAACUCUUGGAUUGUCAGCUUUGAAGGCUAUAGAAGCUGGAACAUUGAAACUUAAACUUGGAGGAGUUGCAUUGGGAGAUAGUUGGAUCUCACCAGAAGAUUUUGUGUUCUCGUGGGGUCCUCUUCUCAAAGGUGUUUCAAGGCUUGACAACAAUGGUCUGCUGAAAUCAAACAGUCUGGCUCAGCAAAUCAGGGAGCAAAUUGAAGAUGGCCAUUUGAAAGACGCAACUGAUACAUGGAGUAAACUCGAAGGUGUGAUUAGCUCAAGCAGUAAUUCUGUGGACUUCUACAAUUUUCUAUUGGAUUCGGGAAUGGACCCUGUGUCCUUGACAGCAUCUGAGCUAUCACAAGGAAUUGCAAUGAAGCGAUACUCGAGAUAUCUCGAAUCCUUCAGGUUCUCUCCAGGUGGCAAUGGUGAUCUUGGUACCUUGAUGGAUGGUGCCAUUAGGAAGAAGUUAAAAAUUAUCCCUGAUAAUGUGCAAUGGGGAUGGCAGUCAGAUCUUGUUUUCACAUCGCUAGCCGGCGAUUUCAUGAGACCAAGGAUCAGUGAGGUUGAUGAACUCUUGGCAAAAGGAGUUAAUGUGACAGUAUACAAUGGACAACUUGAUGUCAUUUGUGCAACCCCGGGGACUGAAGCAUGGGUGGAGAAGCUUAAGUGGGAAGGGAUCAAAACUUUCUUGAGCAUGAGUCGAACUCCAGUCUACUGUGGGGAUGACAAAGUCACUAAAGGGUUCACCAAGUCGUACAAAAAUUUGCAUUUCUACUGGAUUCUUGGAGCUGGUCACUUCGUACCUGUAGAUCAGCCCUGCAUUGCAUUGAACAUGGUGGGUAGCAUCACACAGUCCCCAGUAGACUCUAACCAGAUACGCAAACAAUAAGCAUACACAUCGGGGGAGUGGGGACUCGAGGACAGGUUUUCUAUUAAGUUGGUUCGAAAUUCCCUUAUUAUAGGGUCAGUGAUGCGGAAUUGUCCUGGUAAUUCUAUCCAGCGACAUGGCAAUAUUAAUCUGGGUGUUUUAAGAGACGCGUUGCUUGUUUCAUAGUUACCAAAAAUAAAUGUAAUAAUGUAUUUUCAACAAUGUAUCAUCUAGAGGAACAUGUGCAUUGUACCAAAAUUGAAGUGUUUCAUAUGGAAUAAUUGCUU